Molecule: messenger RNA, 5312 nt
Organism: Silurus meridionalis
Lineage: Eukaryota; Metazoa; Chordata; Actinopteri; Siluriformes; Siluridae
Gene: xpo1b
Product: exportin 1 (CRM1 homolog, yeast) b
Exons: 25
Coding region: 487-3702 (1071 amino acids)
Biological process (GO): protein export from nucleus; ribosomal small subunit export from nucleus; ribosomal large subunit export from nucleus
Cellular component (GO): nucleus; cytoplasm
Molecular function (GO): nuclear export signal receptor activity; small GTPase binding
Source: RefSeq, a predicted model, not a curated record
GCCGACGGCUGCGAACUAAACCGAGAUGGAAUCUCCCAGUCUGAACCGGUUUCAGCCGGUUACGAGUUUGGUGCUUGUGAGGAGCAGAAGAAGAAGAAGAAGAAGAAGACCGCGCAGACUCACGCGCUCUCUAUCUCUCUUACACACAGUCUCCUUAAAAAACAAAACAAAAAAAAAUACAUAUAAAAUAUAAACUAAGUGAAAGAUUUGUUUAUGGAGGUUCGGUUUUCGGGGCGUUGAAAGAAAAGAUGAGUCGGCUGGAGGAGAUACCGUAGCUUUUUUUUGCCGUGAUUGUGAGCGCGCUGAGGGAGGUGCAGGGGUCCUUGUCAAAAAAAAAAAAAAAAACUAGCAUAAUAUCCGUGAGGCUAAUCAGUGUUUUCAUUCACACAGGUACUGGAAAUAGUUGAGGUGAUAUUUUUUGUUUAUUAUUAUUUUUUUAGCAACUCUGGCAGACCUUUCUCUCAAAGGCUUGGACUUUCGAGCUCUAUGCCAGCAGUUAUGACAAUGUUGGCCGACCACGCAGCCAGACAGCUGCUGGACUUCAACCAGAAACUGGAUAUUAAUCUCCUCGAUAAUGUGGUUAACUGCUUGUACCAUGGAGUGGGACCGCAGCAAAGAAUGGCCCAGGAGGUCCUCACACAUUUAAAGGAGCACCCGGAUGCAUGGACCAGAGUGGACACCAUCUUGGAAUUCUCCCAGAACAUGAACACCAAAUACUAUGCUCUGCAGAUUCUGGAAACAGUUAUUAAAACAAGAUGGAAGAUUCUGCCCAGAAACCAGUGCGAAGGAAUUAAAAAAUAUGUUGUCGGCCUCAUUAUCAAGACAUCUUCUGAUGCAGCCAAUGUGGAGAAGGAGAAGGUGUACAUUGGAAAACUUAACAUGAUUUUAGUUCAGAUUUUGAAGCAGGAGUGGCCCAAGCACUGGCCCACGUUUAUCAGUGAUAUCGUAGGGGCGAGCCGCACGAGCGAGAGCCUCUGCCAGAACAACAUGAUCAUCCUGAAGCUGCUCAGCGAGGAGGUGUUUGAUUUCUCCAGUGGACAGAUGACACAGGUCAAAGCCAAACAUCUGAAGGACAGUAUGUGUAAUGAGUUCUCGCAGAUCUUUCAGCUCUGCCAAUUUGUGAUGGAAAACUCCCAAAAUGCUCCUUUGGUACAUGCCACCUUAGAAACGCUGCUCCGGUUUCUGAAUUGGAUUCCACUUGGCUACAUCUUUGAGACCAAACUCAUCAGCACUUUAGUGUAUAAGUUUCUGAAUGUCCCAAUGUUUCGGAACGUGACACUAAAGUGUCUGACUGAGAUCGCAGGUGUGAGUGUGAGCCAGUAUGAGGAGCAGUUUGUCACAUUGUUCACUCUCACCAUGAUGCAACUCAAACAGAUGUUGCCUCUGAACACAAACAUUCGCCUAGCGUACGCCAACGGGAAGGACGACGAGCAGAACUUCAUUCAGAAUCUGAGCCUGUUCCUCUGCACGUUCCUGAAAGAGCACGGCCAGCUCAUAGAGAAAAGACUCAACCUGCGGGAGACACUUAUGGAGGCUCUGCACUACAUGCUGCUGGUGUCUGAGGUGGAGGAGACUGAGAUCUUUAAGAUCUGUCUGGAGUACUGGAACCACCUGGCCGCAGAGUUGUACAGAGAGAGUCCGUUCAGCACUUCCACUUCCCCGCUGCUCUCUGGCAGCCAGCAUUUUGAUGUUCCACCACGUAGGCAGCUCUAUCUACCUGUGCUUUCCAAGGUGCGUCUGCUGAUGGUGAGCCGGAUGGCAAAACCGGAAGAGGUGCUGGUGGUGGAAAAUGACCAGGGGGAGGUGGUGCGGGAGUUUAUGAAGGACACGGACUCCAUCAACCUGUACAAGAACAUGAGGGAGACCCUUGUGUAUCUGACCCAUCUGGAUUAUGCCGACACCGAGCGUAUCAUGACCGAAAAACUCCAUAACCAGGUGAAUGGGACGGAGUGGUCCUGGAAAAACCUGAACACACUGUGCUGGGCCAUCGGCUCAAUCAGCGGAGCCAUGCACGAGGAGGAUGAGAAGCGAUUUCUUGUCACUGUCAUCAAGGACUUGCUGGGAUUGUGUGAGCAGAAGCGAGGAAAAGAUAACAAGGCCAUCAUCGCCUCAAACAUCAUGUACAUCGUCGGCCAGUACCCGCGAUUCCUGCGCGCACAUUGGAAGUUCCUCAAGACUGUAGUCAACAAACUGUUCGAGUUCAUGCACGAGACCCACGAUGGAGUGCAAGACAUGGCGUGCGACACGUUCAUCAAAAUUGCGCAAAAGUGCAGGAGGCAUUUCGUGCAGGUGCAGGUCGGCGAGGUCAUGCCGUUUAUUGACGAGAUCCUCAACAAUAUCAACACCAUCAUCUGUGACUUGCAGCCACAGCAGGUGCAUACAUUCUAUGAGGCAGUAGGUUAUAUGAUCGGUGCUCAGACAGACCAGGCUGUACAGGAGCAUCUGAUAGAGAAGUAUAUGCUGCUACCUAACCAGGUGUGGGACAGCAUCAUCCAACAGGCCACCAAGAACGUAGAUAUUCUGAAGGACCCAGAGACUGUUAAACAGCUAGGGAGCAUCCUGAAGACUAACGUGAGGGCCUGUAAGGCUGUGGGACACCCGUUUGUCAUUCAGCUCGGCCGCAUCUACUUGGAUAUGCUCAACGUCUACAAGUGCCUCAGUGAGAACAUCUCCGCCGCUAUCCAGACCAACGGUGAGAUGGUGACUAAACAGCCUCUAAUCAGAAGCAUGCGCACGGUCAAGAGAGAAACACUCAAACUCAUCUCAGGCUGGGUCAGCCGUUCCAACGAUCCACAGAUGGUCGGGGAGAACUUCGUUCCACCUUUGCUGGACGCCGUCCUGAUAGAUUACCAGCGCAACGUUCCGGCAGCCAGAGAGCCGGAAGUCCUCAGCACGAUGGCAACCAUCGUCAACAAACUGGGCGGUCACAUCACCACUGAGAUUCCACAGAUCUUCGACGCUGUGUUUGAAUGCACGCUGAACAUGAUUAACAAAGACUUUGAGGAGUAUCCAGAGCACCGCACACACUUCUUUUACCUGCUGCAGGCGGUGAAUUCCCACUGCUUCCCGGCGUUCCUCGCCAUUCCCCCAGCACAGUUCAAACUGGUGCUGGACUCCAUCAUCUGGGCCUUUAAACACACGAUGAGAAACGUGGCUGAUACCGGUCUGCAGAUUCUCUACACGUUGCUGCAGAACGUGGCCCAGGAGGAGGCAGCGGCUCAGAGCUUCUACCAGACAUACUUUUGUGAUGUUUUGCAGCACAUCUUCUCCGUAGUUACAGACACGUCGCACACGGCUGGUCUGACGAUGCACGCGUCUAUCCUGGCUUACAUGUUCAAUCUGGUAGAGGAGGGUAAGAUCAGUAUGACACUGAACCCCGCGACCCCAAUGAGUAAUCAGGCUUUCAUCCAGGAGUACGUGGCCAACUUGCUCAAGACGGCCUUCCCUCAUCUUCAGGAUGCACAGGUAAAGGUGUUUGUAACGGGGCUGUUCAGUCUGAACCAGGACAUCCCUGCAUUUAAAGAGCACUUGAGAGACUUCCUGGUGCAGAUCAAGGAAUUUGCAGGUGAGGACACUACAGAUUUGUUCCUCGAGGAGCGUGAAGCAUCUCUGCGCCAGGCCCAGGAGGAGAAGCACAAGCUGCAGAUGUCUGUCCCUGGAAUCCUUAACCCUCACGAGAUCCCUGAGGAGAUGUGUGACUGAACAUAGUGUGUGUGUGUGUGUGUGUGUGUGUGUGUGUUUGUGUACACGUACACAUCUUACUGGCGCCUUAACGCAUUUAACCACAUUGCUAAAGACAGCAGUGUCAAUGCUGUCUUGUUUUGAGGCCAGUGAUCGUGUGUGUGUGUGUGUGUGUGUGUGUGUGUGUGUAAGGGUUGAGUGUGUCUGAGAGUGUGUUCCUCCACUAUGGAGGCAAAAUCUGCACUUGGCUGUCUUUUGACCAAAUCAAUGCCAAUCUGUAUAAUGAUCCAGUCACCCAGUGGCCCUUUUUACAUAACCUGCAUUUUAUAUGGACAAAUAAUUAUUAUAAUUUUUGUUUGUUUGUUUUUUUUGUAUAGUACCUCUCCAUAAUUAACUCGAGUUUAUGUUUGGUCAGUUAACCUCAACGCUGCAUGGAGUUUUUUUUUUUUUUUUUUUUUCUCUUUCUCUCAAACCGACACCUUUUAACUUCUCUCUCGCUCUCUCUGCCUCCUCUUCUUACACAUCAUGUAUUAGUUUAUAUAUUAUAUAUAAAAUUGGGAGUGCAAGGUUGUUUUUUUUUGUUUGUUUGUUUUGUUUUGUUUCUCGUUCUUUGUCUUGCAGUAAGCCACAUGCUAACACGGUGAUGAGGAAUCUCAGAUUUCGGGCUCUUGCGAGGUAAAUUCUUUGCUUUACGCAGCAGGUCUUUUCUAGAGCUAAAGACAAAUCUCAUGUGAAACAAAUACAUGUGGAACUUAGUGUAGUGGUUAAGUAGGCAGGGGGGGUUUCUUUUAAACGAACAAAAAUUAAAUCUUCAAAUUGAAACUCAAACCGAUUGGACAGUGAGAUUAAAAUUGUUCGUAUUUAUGGUUAUUGAUGAGUGAGUGAUCACUUCCCGUAAAGUAAAUGUGCUGUACAGAUCAGAUGUUCAGACCAUGAACAGUUAGUCUGGAAUUGGAUCGACUCCCCAGUCUAGACCUAAUCCCUAAGAUUCCUUAUCACUCAGUGAAUGUGUUUUGAUGAAGAAAUAAAAAGGAACAAGCUGUGAGGUUCUGCGCUGCUCGCAGCCUGCAGAAAGAAUGUCGAAUUUUAUGAAUGAAAACGAAGCGAUGAAGAUCUGCUGGAUGCUGCUCGAUCUCAGCAGCUCUAGCUUCCUGGAUAGACCUGGUUAGCUUUCUCUGUGUUCACUGGCUUCAUAUCGGAAUGGACGCAUCAUCACUAUCGAAUAGCAGCUUUAUAACCAUGGGAACACUUAGAUGUUUCUUCCUGUUAGUGUUUUUGUGUGUGUGUGUGUGUGUGUGUGUGUGUGUGUGUGUGUGUGUGAGCGAGCGUGCAGUUGUGUGCGGGUGUGCUGUCGCUUAGCCGACAUCAGGGUUUUUUUUUUCCUCAAUGAGGACGGUGGCUCCUUUUGCGAGCUUUCAUUAAAUCGAAGUUUAAAGAAAAACAAAAUCGAAAAUGGUUGAAAUAUUUAUGGGUUUAUUGUAGGCUGCGUCUUUGUACCUGCUCUAAUGUUAACUCAUUCAGAGACAGUUAUGGAGCUUUGUGUUUUUUUGUUUUUUGUACUAAUUUACUUUGUUUACCAUGCUGUAGUGCUUUAAGUCACUACGUAGAGCAAAUAAAGAAAUUAAAAAAUA